AUGCCCGAAAUGAAGAUCCUCGUCCUUGGGCUUCCCCGAACAGGAACCCAGUCCCUCGCCGACGCCCUGGCCCACCUCUCCAUCUCCCCCGUCUACCACAUGCGCGAAGUCUCCAAGAACGCCCACCAAGACCUUUGGAUCUCCGCCAUCGCCGAUAACCUUCCCCCUGCCUCCCCCCCUGCCCCCUGGUCCCGAUCGCAAUGGGAUGCCCUUUUGUCUGGCUUCUCCGCGGUCUCUGACUUCCCCCCCUCCCUUUUCCCCACAGCUCUGGCAGAGGCAUACCCCGAAAGCCUCAUUAUCCACACGACCCGUCCUCUCGAGUCCUGGGAGGCGUCGAUGAGGGAUACCCUCAUCCACGCGCACCUCCACCGCGACCCGGGGAGGAAGUCGCCGAUGGAGGGGCUGGCGAAUGCCUACCACGCCGCGUGCUGGGAUGACGACUUUGAAAAGAGCGGGAGGGCGUACUUUGAGAGGCAUCAUGAAGAAGUGCGCGCUUUGAAGAAGGGCGGGAGGAGGUUUUUGGAGUAUCAUCCUGGAGACGGGUGGGAGCCGCUGUGCGAGUUUCUUGGCGUUGUGGUACCGGAAGUUCCGUUCCCGAGGAGUGAUGACUGGGUCGGCUACAAGAAACAAGUUGAGAAGGAAAGGAACGAAGAGAAGAAGGCACAAGAGGCUGUCGGGAACAAUUGA
Messenger RNA from Colletotrichum spaethianum, 687 nucleotides. RefSeq lists its product as uncharacterized. The transcript is spliced from 2 exons. NCBI's taxonomy places the organism in Eukaryota, Fungi, Ascomycota, Sordariomycetes, Glomerellales, Glomerellaceae. The record is from RefSeq and is a predicted model, not a curated record. The coding region runs from base 1 to 687 and encodes 228 amino acids.